AGAAAGUUCAGGAACGUACAACAGAUGAAAAUUUCUAACUCCUGCAGAAUGCUUAGGAACUACUGAGCAUCAAUAGUUCUCGGCGUUGGACUUGGGCCCCACACACUCCUGGAGUGAAGUGGAGAUCCAUCCCAGCUGGACUUGGACCGGCUUCCUUCUUCUUCAAUUGGUAAGGUCGCAUCGCAUCGACGGAGAAUCCGAACGCGUCGCCUAUCCACCGGCGGCGCUCUCGGUCGGUCUCGCCUUCUGCCUUCCGCACGCGACGCUCAUCCACCGGCCGGCGCUCUCGGUCACGGCUUCUGCCUUCUGCCACGCGUCGCCAUCGCAACGUACAGGACGUUGCUUUUGUGGCUGCAAGGUUCUGUAAUUCUGGAAGAGCAAGAUGGGCAUAAUUAUCAUCUUCUCACUUGUCAUUCUUUUGGUACUAGGAGCUCUCUUUGUAAUCCCGAAGUCCCAAAAUAAAGGUAAACCAAAGAAGACCGAUUCAAGAACCAAUGUAAUGACAUCUAGGAUCUAUACAAAGGAAGAGGUCUCUAAACAUAACACGAGGAAGGAUUGUUGGAUCAUCGUCAAGGAUAAGAUAUAUGAUGUCACUCCUUAUGUGGAGGAACAUCCUGGCGGUGAUGCUAUUCUAAACAAUGCUGGUGGUGAUUCCACGGAGGGCUUUUUUGGCCCACAACACGGCACUAGAGUCUUCGAUAUCAUUGAGGAUUUCUGCAUUGGCCAACUGAAGGCUUCAUGAUAUAGAGGACCUUGUGUUGGGUUCACGGAAAUUUUGUUGAAAUCAAAGUACGAGGGGCUGUAGAUUAGUCAUGUUGCAUCUGCACAAUCUUCGGGAGUUUGAGGUGUCAGUGUGAAAAUUGUUUGGAAUUGUGAUCAGGGAUGCCCUAAACUUUUUCUGCUGGAACAUUGUAGACAUCAUUCGGACCA
Molecule: messenger RNA, 930 nt
Organism: Phragmites australis (common reed)
Lineage: Eukaryota; Viridiplantae; Streptophyta; Magnoliopsida; Poales; Poaceae
Product: cytochrome B5-like protein
Exons: 6
Coding region: 383-742 (119 amino acids)
Cellular component (GO): membrane; intracellular membrane-bounded organelle
Molecular function (GO): heme binding
Source: RefSeq, a predicted model, not a curated record